GAAAGAAAUGCGUUUGGCCACAGUUUAAACUCUGCGCCACCAGUCGUUAAAAUAGUAGGGAAUAUGUCGAACACAAAAACUGGUAAAACACGUAAAGCUCUGCCGAAACGCCCAGUACCUGAAGGCGAGUCAUCAGAGUCAAGUGAAGAAAUUAAAUCUCCAAGAUCUUCAUCUUUUGACUCCUUAGUGAUCAGCCGACUGGAAGAAAAAGAAGAACUUCAGCAUUUAAAUGAUCGUUUCGCAAAUUAUAUCGAACAUCUUCAUAAAAACAUCUUCAAUAAAGAGUUUAGUGGUCAUAUUGACCUUUUAACGAAUUCUUUAAAAAAUGAAAUGGAUGACUAUGUAAAAGUUUUUUCAAACGAAGUUGAAUUAUUGCGCCAAAAUUUAGAUAAAACUUCACUUGAAUUAACUAAUGCUAAAAUUCAGUUGAAAAAAUCCACGUCUGAUCUAGAUGAAACAAUUAAACAACUUGAGCGUUCAAAAGCCAAUGAGACUGAAAUGGGUAAUAAAAUUGCGUCAUUAAAUGUUCAGCUAUCUCAGUUACAAAAUCAAUUGAACGUAUGUAACAAUUACAAAACAGAUUAUGAUUCAUUGAUGGAUCAACAUAAAAUGUUGAAAUCUCAGUUGGAAAAUGAAACUUUGUUGCAUACUGAUACCAAAAAUAAGCUACUUACAGCUUUAGAACAAUUAGAGUUUAAAAAUCAGCUAUUAGCGAAAGAACGUAAUAUCUGGAAUAGCGAAUCAAUUCAAUCACAUUUAACGUCUAUAAUCAAAAGUGUCGAAGCAAAUUCUCAUGAUAAACUAUGUCAUUUAUUAUCUGAAAUACGUUCACAAAUGACAAUACAAUACGAUCAAGCAAAAAAUAAAAUAAAAGAGGGUUUAAAAGCAACUUUAGAUGCAGAAAAAUUACGAUCAAAUUCACUUGAACAAGAUCUUAAAAAUAAAAUAACCGAAUGUCAACGUUUAUCUCAGUUAGUAUCAUCACAAUCAAGUGACUUAUAUAAUUGUCGUCAUGAAUUAGAAACUACUCGUAAACAACUUAAAGAUUUUGAACAACAAUUAAAAUUUAAUGAAGAUAAAUUACAUGGAAUAAUUAGUCAACAUCGUUCAGAAAUAGAACGUUUAUUAGAACUAUUAACGGAUAAAUCAACUGAAUGUACUGAAUUAGCUGGAAUAAAAAUUCAAUUAGAUGCUGAACUUGCUAUGUAUAGAAAAUUAUUAGAAGGUGAAGAAUCUCGCCUUCAUCUAUCCCCUACAGAAAAGAUCCUAAAAGGUAAACCAAUUGUUCGAACAAAUAUAACUCCUACCAAACGUACAUAUAGUGACAUGUGUACAUCUUUAUUAAAAUCAAAACAACAAUCAACUGGAAGUUGUCUUCAUGAUGUCGAUUUAGAUCAUGCAGAUACUAACAAUAUUGUGCAAUCUUAUCCUUUGACAACUGAACGUAAAAUAUCAGAAAUUUCAGAUUCACAUUCAAAAAUAAUCAAUAUCGACUUCAAUUUACAUAAUUCUGACUUAUCUACAUUUCCUUCAUCAUCAAGUUUAAUUGGAGAUUCUUUACGUAUAACAUGUCGUGCUGAUGGUCCAAUACAUUUCUCUAGCGCAGAUCCUGGAGAGGGUUUACUACGUAUUUACAAUGCUAGUGAAGAUGCUAUUGAUUUAUGUAAUUGGCAUCUGUACGCUGGACCAACUCAUGAAGGUUCAUCGGAUUACGUAAAACUGUAUACAUUUCAUAAAUCUCAAACCUUGCAACCACACACAGAAUUGCAAGUUUUUCUUUGCUUCGCAUGUGAACCUUCACAAGUCUCUUCUGCUAAACGUGUUCGUCCUGAUGUCAGUGCAAUUUUGCAUCUAAUCACUCCAGUAUCUGUUUGGAAUCCUUACAGUAGUUUAAUUGCACUUCAAGAUUCAACUGGUUCAGUUACUUCUGAUUAUCUUUGAGUGAACUUGGCUACUUCAUAUUAGUUUACCAUAUCAAUGUUCACAAAGUGAAAAGUGCAUGAGCAUGUGUGUGUGUACGUAUAUUUGUAUACCAUUGUUGAUUAAGAAAUUCAGUGAAUAAUCGACACCAACAUGAACCCAUAUAUUAAUCAUUUUUGUUUAUAAUGAAUAUUAAAGUACAUAUUAGUAAAAUUGUACGAGGUUAACUAAUUUUUUUCCAGUGUUCAAUAAAAAUGCAAUAUCUAACUGUUGUAACGGGUGAGACUGCAGGCUAGAUGCGCAGCGUAUUUAUCAAUCGAUCCAGUAACACGUAAACACGUAAUGAACGACCUAGUGUCCUGAUUGGCCCUGCUUCCCUGUCUACCCCAGCCAGUUGAGUCCAGAACACAAGUCUCAGCCUCUGAGUUAUGAAAUCAUUAUUUUUCAAACAUACUCUGUUUAUAUAUUAAUCAAGCAGACCACAUCGUACCAUAAAAAUAGAAAACAACAUUUACACAAUAUUUAACAAGUGAACAAAUACCGACCAAUAGAGAAUGUUCAUUUAACGUUCAAGGACAUCAUUAGACCUAACAUGAUAAUGAUUGGUAUAUUGCUCAGCAUACCUAACACUAACAUUCUUACCGUCCAUUCAGUACUGCAUAUAGGAGUGCAAUUUUCACUAGGGAUUUCAUUUCAAUCACCUGAAGUUAUCUACAUAUGUCUUCUAUGAACACUCAACUGUAACGCAUCGUAACUUGACAGAUGCAUAAAAAAAACAAAUAAAGCGAAAUUUAGAGCUUCAAGAAAAAUCCUCAGUGGAAAUUAUACAUUAAAUGAACGAAAAAUGCCCAUAAAUAAAUGCUUGUCACCGUGUAUAUAUUGUGCAUUGAAAACUGUAUGCACUACGAAUUCGUGAAAAUUUACACUUAACCAGUGUAUAUAUACUGAAUAAAAAUACUCAUUCAGAAUUAAUUAUGAUAUUAAACAUUAAAAUAAAUGUUGCAAUUCAACUAAAACACUUAUAAUCCAAUUUUUAUAAAAAACGAUUUUCUUUUUAAUUGUCAGUUAUCUUUCAGGAUAUAAUCUUGAUGUUAAGCUUCUAUCGAUGAAUCUAGGUGGAUAAUCAUUUCUAAUGAGUAUCUAUCUGAGUUGUAGUAGUUCAUCAUCUACAAUACUUAUAGCUUUAAGCAUCUAAUUUUUAUUACUGAUUGACUGAAGUAGAAAAUGUAUGAAUUGUUAAAUUUUAACUUCUUACUAAUCUAUAAAUAUCAUAUCUGUCAUGAGAUUUAAAUAAGUAAUCUGGAUAUCUAGAUUUACUUACUUACGCCUGUUACCUCUCUUGGAGUAGCAUAGGCCGCUCACCAUCAUUCUCCAUCCAACUCUGUCCUGGGCAAUCGUUUCCAGUUGUUAUUCGUUCUUUUCAUGUUUGCUUCCAAUUCCCGACAAAAUGUGUUCCUCGGUCUUUCAGUUUUUCGUUUCCCUUCACCAUUCCAAGUUAGCGCUUGCCUUGUGAUGCAGCUUGAUGAUUUCAUCAAUAUGUGUCUUAUCCACUUCCAACGUCAUUUCCUAAUUUCCUCUCUAGAGGGAAGUUGAUUUAUUCUCUUCCACAGUAGGCUGUUGCUGAUUGUAUACGGUCUUCCCUUAAACCGUGAGAUUAAAAUUGCUUUAUAUCUUUCUACCAACUAAUUCUUUCUUCCUGUAUUAUAUCCUUAUAUGCAAUCUUUCUUUUAUAUAUUACCACCAUUGAAUUAACUACUCCCAUGAAGUUGGUGUUCAUCUUAUUGUGCUAAUUAGGUAUGGCAACUUGGACCGAUGCAUAUAUGUGCCUGGUCCUACGUUGUCACUGACUGACUGACGGCCAACGGAAAUUGAGUAUACUAUGUAUUCAAUUGUUUUUAAAUACUUGUACUGUUUUAAUGAUUCUUGUAGUAGUUCUUCAAGUCUCAUCUCCGUACAAUAAAACUUACUAUCUUAACGUUCAUAUUAAAGAUUCUGACUUUGAUGUUAGUUAUGGAUACUUAAAGUUUCUACAUAAUUCUUUAAUGUAUACUCUAUCAACACACAUUAUAGAUCUUAAUCAUUAUAGAUUAUUUGAUAAAUAACUGGUUUAAAUACAUUAGUCAAUGUUAUGUUUGAUAUUGAAAGAUAUAUACUGUUUAUUCUCGUGUGUUCAAAUAACUUUAUUGCUGAGGAGUCCCACAAUAGAACGAAACGGCCGUCCAGUGCUUCCAGGCUUUCCAUGGUGGUCUAGUUUCAACUGACUCAUGGUCUUAACCAUUGAAAUUACUAUAAUAUCCACAAGACCCAUCUG
Messenger RNA from Schistosoma margrebowiei, 4231 nucleotides. The record is from the annotation of a GenBank genome assembly. NCBI's taxonomy places the organism in Eukaryota, Metazoa, Platyhelminthes, Trematoda, Strigeidida, Schistosomatidae.